AUGUAUGACUUCUACUACACCAAACUCCUCAACGACUCCUCCAAAUUUGAACCUCGGGCGGGUAACAGAUGGGUCGAGGUGUGGGAGCCUGAUGCUGGCGGCGAGCUGGUGUUGCUUGAUGGCGAAAUUGCCGAGUCCGACAUUUCAGACCAGAUUGGUGUCCAUAUAACUUUACCGGCAGACAGGGCGCUCGACAAGAAUCUCACCAAAGGUCGUCUCCGACUCCAGCUUUUGAUUGGAAGCCCGGAGCAGCACAAAAGCGAUGCACAGAUUCUGGCGCUGCCAAUAUCUCGCAACACCUUCGAGACAAUCAGAACCACGUGGAGUCUGCCCACGGAACUGCUGCGCAUGAUGCUGAGCACGCUACCUAUAGCCACAGAGUUCCAAACCAAGAAUUCCGCAGGACAAGCAAUAACGGGCCUUAUGGUGCGCAGCGCGAGAUCGAGAGAUUGGAAUUUUUGUCUUGGACUCGUCUACAACGAGGAAACAAAAGUCGUCUCUGGUAUCGUGAACGGCAUGCAAGCUGAUGAAACCGAUCUGAUGCUCAAAUGUCUUCGCCAGUCCACAAAAUAUCUGCAAGACCCAAUGCUGCUCCCAGUAUUCCUGCUAGAGGCCAAGGUCCACUAUUUCGCUGUGCUUCUUGAAAAGCGUGCGCAAGGUAUCGAGAAUAUUGAGUAUAGAACUGGCAUGAGACAUGGCUUCUCUUCAAAUCCGGAACGGAACGCAGAAAGAAAUCGGGAACGAGAGAAGCUCCUGAAAGAGCUCGACUUCGACGAAAUCACUCAGAAGCUGACAGGCGUCACUGGAACUUUGUCGUUCUGCGACAUGACAUUUGCUUCGAGCCUUAGAGCUUUGGACAUCGUCUGUGCCGUCCGGAAUCGAUUCAACAGCCAUCUGAAUAUGCGUCUGGAUAACGCUGGCUUGAACCUCCAGAACAGCCUUGAUACGAGGAUUUCAUAUCUGCGAGAAUUGAUCGUUGGAGCUCAAGUUCACGGAGAGGUAUUAUCAGCACGGACACGGGCUCAGGUCCAGACGGUCUACAGUAUGAUCGGUCAAAAAGACAAUAAGCUCAACAUCGAGACCGCGGCGACUUCCCAGAGGAUCGCCGAAAUAGGCCUAUUUCAUAGCAACGCCAUGAAGGACAUGGCCGAAGAUUCGAGGAAUGUUGCCAUACUCACCCGCAAGGACAGCACCGACAUGCGCAUCAUCGCAGUGGUAACGCUCCUGUUUCUUCCAGGUACUUUUAUGGCGACACUCUUCAGCUCCGGCUUCUUCAACUUUCUGCCUGGACAAUCCAACCAAGUCGUUUCGAAGUGGAUAUGGCUCUACUUCGCCUUGACCGGGGGUUGCACCUUUGUGGUCUUUCUCGCUUGGUAUCUGUCAUCCAAGAGACAGAACAAGGAGAUGCUGACCGUGAUGAAUGGAGACAAACGCCCAUCAAUGCCGGCAAACGUACCGAUCGAUUCUGAGCACGGGGUCGCCACGAUGAUUGCACCACCGGCCAUUCCGCCAUUUUGGUUGGAACGCUCCAGAUCAACCGGUGACGUUGACCCAUUCACCUCUUUUGGGAGCUCUCCGGAUACUGUCAAAUAA
Molecule: messenger RNA, 1593 nt
Organism: Fonsecaea multimorphosa CBS 102226
Lineage: Eukaryota; Fungi; Ascomycota; Eurotiomycetes; Chaetothyriales; Herpotrichiellaceae
Exons: 5
Coding region: 1-1593 (530 amino acids)
Source: RefSeq, a predicted model, not a curated record